Messenger RNA from Myxocyprinus asiaticus (Chinese sucker), 8071 nucleotides. It is a transcript of the gene rusc2, whose product is annotated as RUN and SH3 domain containing 2. Bases 516 to 5477 code for a protein of 1653 amino acids. The record is from RefSeq and is a predicted model, not a curated record. The transcript is spliced from 14 exons. Gene Ontology annotation, molecular function: protein binding. NCBI's taxonomy places the organism in Eukaryota, Metazoa, Chordata, Actinopteri, Cypriniformes, Catostomidae. Gene Ontology annotation, cellular component: cytoplasmic vesicle.
CGUUCAAGACGUCCAAAAGUAGUCAUCUUGACCCAGCAAGAGAUGCGAUUUGUGUUCCAACACUUACAUGUAAACGUCAGCAUUGAAAGUUACCCUGGACAAAACAAGAGACGCUGCAAAUCUGACGCGAGCCUGCAUCGCCCAGAGAUGCGCGGGGGUGCUCUUUAUCCUGACGUAGCGCCGCUGUUGCGCUCAAUCUACUGCCCAGAGAAAUCAACACAAACGUGGCGACUGUUCACACUGAUCUGACAUCGUGAUCUCAGUGGGAACCGAGGAGAUGCCAUUGGUCUUCAACAGCUCCAACAACAGGUCACUGACCCACAACCAUUUCCUUCUUCAAGAUUUCCUCCUGUCUGAAAGAUGUUUUCCUUCCGUCAAGAUAUCCUGUUUAACGUUUUAUUCAAUGUUCCUUACUCUCCAAAACCACGGAUUGGCAUUGGACGUGUGAACUAAAAUUUAAAACCACCUUCUGUAACUACACAACCACUCAUCGUCCUCACCAAUGCUAGAAGAAGAUGGAAAGCCCACCUAAGCUAGCAGGGGAGACCCUUAUUGUCCACCACAUUCCGCUGGUUCACUGCCAUGUAUUGGGUUCGCGACAGUGCUGUGGUAGUCCAUUGAAAAGGAGCGGGAAUCCCUUCAGCUGUCCGGAGAACCUGGGACUGAGCCGAACUACCUCUCUGCCUGAGAGAGACAUUCUACAGAGGGAGGCACUGGUGUACAGUAGCCUCAUUCAGACAUCCAGCAGCAGCCUUAGCUCAAGCGACACUUAUGGGGAUGGAGGGAUGAGAGGUGGAGAGAAACAAGGAAGAGGUAGAAGAGAAGGAAGCAUGGCAAGCAACACUUCCUCUUUUACGUCAAGUACUUCUGAAGAUCAGACUCAAGCCUUGCCAAUGAAAACACGUGAACGGCCAAACUCGCGGCGGAACCCCUUUCUGCUUAAUACAGAAGAUGAAGAUGAAGAGGAUGAAGACAAUCUGAAUGGAUAUUUGGAAGACUCUUCUUUUCACUUGCAUGGAAAUUCGCAUGAAAUCUCAAAUGCAGUGCAUGCAAAUGAAGACUUGCCGCCUUUCCACCUACAUGACCUUGGCUUUAACGCUGAGCCUUUCCUAUUGCAUGACUCUACUGAGCAAAAGUGGUGUUCUGCAAAUGACCCAAGUGGGGCAGUAGAGGGCAGUGACAAUACAAUAGGUGGGAAUUUUGCUUUGUCUACUCACUUGGAAGGCCUGAACCUGCUGAGAUUGGACAGCCAGCAACGUCAUGGAAGCAGUGGUUCCACCCUCUCAAUGGACUGUGGUGAGCAAGACUGGGGUGAGGAUGAUGAUGAAGAAGACCAGUCCAUGCUGGGCGGCAGAGGCAGCUCCGAGUGUUCCAGUCUGGCAGUGCCUCACUGCUCCUGUUGCGGCCUAUCCCAGCCAUACCCUGAACCUUUCCCAGACUUAUUUUCAGAGUGUCACCAGGGCUAUGCCAGUGAUUCUUCCUGUAACAGCUCAGAUGGAGUGCUGGUUAACUUCAGCACAAUUUACAACAAGAUGAACAAUGUUGUCCCAGCCAAGCUAUCACUCAAUAUCAACAGUUCCGCCGACCAAUCCUGUGCCUCGUCUGUGUCUGAGCUUGUUGGGACGAUCGGGACAGAAUGUAGCAGUGGACGUGGAGCUUUCUACCUGGACUUACACACCUCCCCAACAGAACCCCUACAGCAUACUUCAGCCACUAUGGAACGUGUAAACUCUUCCUCUUCCUCUGUAUGUCCAUCUCGGCCACAAGAUGCCACAAUGGAACUAGAUGCCAACUGUAACUCAUACCACAACCACCUUGGAAGCGAGGCCCUGUCCUCUGCUGAAACCUAUGCCAAUGACCUCACCUCAUGUCUUCAAAGCCAGGCUCGCUUGGUUGUAGCAACGCAGAAUUUCUACAAGCUUGUGACAUGUGAUAUUUCGUCCCAGUCCUCUCCCAGUCCGGCGGGGUCAUCAGUCACAAGCUGCUCAGAUGAGCACAGCAAAGGAAGUCCCACUCAGCCAACAGAGUACUUUCUAUUCCAACAAAUGAAAGAGGAUGAAGAGGACACAGAGCUGCAGAAUAAAGCGAAAAUAGGGGAUGAUCCAAAUUUGACUGAAUCUAUCCAUGAUAAUGUAAUUGAGGGGCAGGUGUAUAUCAACAUCUCCCCACCUAUUACAGCCUGCAAUUCAGUUGGUGCUUCGGUAAGUGGUUGCCCUCGUUCCCGCAGCUAUGACCGGAACUUGGACAAGUCACCAUCUCCUCGUCUCAGAUCGCUGGAGCGCAUGCUUAGCUGCCCAGUCCGCCUUUGUGAGAGUGCAGCCCCAAGCCUGCCCCCUCCACCACGGGUCACUUCUUUUGCAGAAAUGGCAAGGAGUAAGAGAAGAACAGGAGGGUCACCACUGCAGAAGGGUGGCAUGGAGGCCACGUCUACACACUCCCAUUCUUCUGGAGAGUUCUCACCCAUCCUGGAAGACCUUCCGCAGGGUCAGAGCCACAGUAUACCGCCACUCACUCGAUGCCACAGCCAGGGGAGCUCUGAUAUAUCUUCUCCACAAAAACCAUGGAGUACGCUACCACGAGAGUCACCGGGGAGAGCAGGCAAACAGACUCGAACCAAAGCAGAAGGUGGCCUGUCUAGCUCCACAGACUCCUCGCCAGUUGUAGUUCGUUAUAGCAAAGAUCAGCGUCCGACCUCAUUACCCAUACAGCCCUUCACUUUCCAGCACCAGUUUGGAAAACCCCAGGCAAAGCCGCUCCUUCCACUUCUGGACGGAUACAUCAGCCAUAUGCAGGCUCGAGGAGUUGCAGCACCUGAGGGUGGUGAAGACAACUCGGAAGAAGACCACAGGCAACCUCACGCUGCUUCUAAUGCCCCAACAACUGUGCGGCCAUCUCCACUGGGCAGCUACUCGCCAGUUCGCCUCCAAGCUGCACCCACCUCUUCUGGAACCUGCUCGACAUGCACUCCAACACCGAGUGGUCCAAAACCACCACGUUCCCUCUCUUGCCCCAUCUCUGCUGGUCUUCUUCCCCAGCACACCCCACCUGGAGAGGCCAUACAAAUGGAGACUCCUAAACUUGCUCCCUUACCUCCUACGCCACCUCCACCACCACUGAUGAAGCAAGGCCCACUGAUGCCUGCUUUGCCUACAAGAAUUCACUUUUUACACCGUGGGAAUUUGACAGAUUUGCCGACGCUUCCCAGCUCUGGUCUUAGUCCUCUCGGAAAGUUGGAGCCAGCUCCACAGGAAGAGCCAGUUAAAGUUUUACCGGCGUGUGUGUCACAGCGACAGCCCAAUGUGCACCACCUAUCCCCUCAGGCACUGAAAUGGAGAGAGUACAGGCGAAAGAACCCUCUUGGAGUGGAGUGUGGUAAAGACGGUCCCCCUCAUUCUCUCUCUUGUGCUCUGGAAACAAAGAGACCUGGAACUCGUGUCAUGCGACGCAAUGUGUUUGAUUUCCCUCCGACCAAUCCACCGCUCAGCUUCAGCAGAUUGAAUGGUCAGUCCUUGAGGCAAUUGCCGGAGUGCUACAGUGAUUUCCUGCCUGAUUAUUUUUCUCAGACUGAGCGCCCCCCAGAAGAAUUCUGCUUAUCUCCAGAUGCUAAUACUGAUGAAUCCAUCUCUAUAGACCUACUGCAGAAGAGAGGUUUGGUGAAGGCCAUCAAUAUAGCAGUCGAUCUGAUAGUUGCUCAUUUUGGAACUAGCCGGGAUGCUGGAGUUAAGGCCAAAUUAGGGAAUAGCUCUGUUAGUCCUAACGUGGGUCACCUGAUUGUAAAGUAUCUGUGUCCUGCCAUUCGUGAGAUACUGCACGAUGGACUGAAAGCCUAUGUACUGGACCUGAUCAUUGGGCAACGCAAAAAUCAGCCCUGGAGCGUGGUGGAGGCGUCCACACAACUCGGUCCCUCAACACGGGUUUUGCACAGUCUCUUCUCUAAAGUCAGUCAGUAUUCCGAGCUGACCAAUCAUAGUAUGCGACUCAAUGCUUUCAUCUUCGGCCUGCUAAAUUUGCGAUCUCUGGAAUUCUGGUUUAAUCACAUUUAUACACAUGAAGACAUCAUUGCAGCACAUUAUCAGCCAUGGGGUUUCCUAUCCCUAUCUCAAGGGGCAUGCAAGCCACUGUUUGAAGAGCUUCUACUCCUUCUACAGCCGCUGUCACUGUUACCCUUUGACCUUGACCUGCUAUUUGAGCCACACCAGCUACAAAAAGGAGAAGAGCACCUGAGACGCAAGGAACAGCUGUGCUCUGCCCGCCAAGGCCUUGACCAAUCAGAUCGCUCUACUUUCCAGCUCAUGAGAGGCUUUGGAACAUUGGAGCCUUCACAGAAAGUAGGGAUGGUGCCUUCGAGAGAAAGUUUUAUAUUGAGAGAAGAGGAUGCUCGGCUUAGAAUGGAGGGAGCAUUAAAAGUGAAAAGAGAUGGGCGAAAGAGUGUCGACUGUGAUUCACUCGAUAAAGUGGCAGGAGUUGGCAAAGAGUUACAAAAGAGUGAUGCAAGACAGAUAGAUGGAGUUGGAUGGAGUGCUGGCCAGAUGAAGGGAGUUGGAGGAGAAGUCAGUGAGAAGGAGAAAAGGAGAGAAAGUGAAGGAGACAUGACCAAACAGAGAAACAGACAAGCCGGGUGGUGGUACCAACUCAUGCAGAGCUCACAGGUUUACAUCGACAACUCUGCUGAAGGGUCAAAAUUUGUGAAGUGGGAGAAGAGGAGGAAGGGAGGCAUUGAAAGUCACAGGCAAAUCCAUCCACCUCUUAGAGAAGGUGUAGUUGAGGGGGCCGAGGCCAUUCAGCAGAUGGAUGAACAGGUGGAACAAGGUUGGACCAGCAAUAGCAAUAGGAAUACCACAGGCAAUGGGGUCCUCAACCAAUCAGCUUUGUCAGAGCCCGCAAAAGCUACAAAGGGAAAGCCAUCUUGGAUGGGAAGUCCACCAGAAUCAGUGCUCACGGAGCUAAAGAAGAGUAAGGAGAAGCAGCCAGACUGCCAGGAUGCCUUUGAAGGGGUUCAGGCCCAGACGGAAGCAGGGGAGGAUGGGUCAGCACAAGUUUUGCGCUGGGGUCGGCUGUUUGGAGCUGGAAAUGCAAGCAAGAUGGAGAAAAGUGAGCAGAAAUCGGUUAGGAAACAAAGGUUGCCAUCCGGUUGGUUGAGUCUCGACCUUUCCGUGUUGGAUCUGGUGGCUCAAUCUGUUGGUGUCGGGAAAAGAGCAGAGCAACAAUCUCAAAGCCAAGAAUGUCAACUUGGUACAACUCAACAAGCACAAACACAGAAUCCCCCCACACAGAGACAAGCUCCACGUGAUGUGAGGGCAUUGUGCUAUCAUAUUGCCACAGAGCCGGGCCAGCUCAGUUUCCAAAAAGGGGAUGUGCUACAGGUGCUCAGCAGGGCAGACUCUGAUUGGCUACUUUGUGCUCUGGGGGACAGCCAGGGCCUUGUCCCCAUUAUAUAUGUCACCCUAAUUGAGGACAGUAAGGAGCCCCAGAGCUGAAGAUCUGAAGCAUGGGCUCUGAUGAAGAGGAGUGUGAAAUGAGGUUGGGGACAGAUAGGGGGACACUAUGAAACCUGCUGCACAAGAGAUGAGUCUGACAGAUUCAUUUUGUGCUUGCAUGUGUAUGUAAACACCAAUACACACAAAUAUCACAAAUAUAUGCUGUUGUCAAAUCACCCUAUUUGUUUUAGUGAACAGAAAUGAGCCAACCAGUGAUUAGAAAGUUUAGAUCUAGUUACUGAGUAGUGAUAUUGUUUGCGAUGAGCCGUCAGGUUUUGCAACUUAGCUUUUAAACAAACAUGUCAAUAGCCUUUUAAGAAGACCUACAAACCAAAUGAAGUUAUUAGAUGACACUGCUGGCACACAUGCCUGGACUUUAUAAAUACUGUAUGAUUUUAUGUAAUCUAGAUGUUAACCGAUUUCUGCAUUGUAACCUUAAGUGUAUGUGCAAAUGCCUUUUGGUGGUUGUACAUAACCCUGAGGUCAUUCAUAAACAUCUUGGACGGUUUGUGCAAAAAAGUGUUUCAAAUUUAGCUAAAUAGUACAUUACUGAAUGAGGGAAAUCUUGGUGGCAGUCAACAAACUGCUCUCCUGAUAUACUUAUGGGAAUUAAAUUGCUUUAACGGGUUGAAAAAUAUUAAAUAUUUUCCUAGACUUAGGACCAGGGCAGUUAGCCUGUCCAGAGGGAUUGUCUCCAUGUCAACAGUCUUUUCCGAUAUGAGGUGCUUUGACAGAUAAUGGACAAACUAGAAUCAUCUCCACAGUCUCCACCCUUUUGUUUCAUGUUGUGCUCACCAUGAAGGGACAAUUUACAGCAAGAUUGUCUGCAUCUGGACAACAUUGUACUAUAUCUCUUCCUAUAAAAACUUUUGCACAGUCUGCUAGAGAUGACGAAAGGGAAGAUGUGUGUACUGUUUGCCUACUUUAGAUUUUUGUUUUGGUUUAAGCAGACAUGGAGUCCUUUGUGGCCUAUAUUGGUUAAGAUAGAUCCUCCUGUACAUAAAUGGAUGGAUGUAUAGAUACUGUAGAAUGGGAUGUAUAGAUUUUUGUGUAAGCAGGCAAAAUAUGGUAAAAAUGACAAGAGUUUAAAAGGGUUUGAUGUUACUUAUACUGCAAAGAAACACAUCUGAAUGAGAUUAUUUAUUCCAUUCAAAGUCUGCUCUAGCUACCAGUUUAGAUCACUUAAAUGUUUGAAAAGUUGAAAGACAUUCUUCUGCUUUUGCGUUAGAGGACAAAGAGAGACAUUUAGACAGGGACGCCAUACCAGUGAAAUACUACAUAUGAUAUUGCAGUGGUACACUAUUGUGCAUUUAUGAAGUUAUGGCCAGUGGCCAUUUGAUGUGCUAAAUUUCAAGGUGAGGCCUUAGGACAGGAAUGUGUAUUAUGAGUUUUAUUUGAGCAUUAAAUGGUUAUUAAAUGGUUAAUUGUAUUUUAAAUGAUCUUGGGCCCUCACUAUGGCACUUGAUAUGCUUUUAUUUAACAAAGUAAUAUAUAAAAAUCACACUUUGAUUUGAUUUUAUCAAAUUGCAUUAUUAAGACAUCUCUAGAUGACAAUGUUAAGGUAUGUUUUUGUUAAAACAGUUUUAUUUUAUUUAUUUUUUUCUAUUUAUAUUAUACAUUAAUUGUUAUUUUGUGUAUUUGUAAUUGUAAAUAUGUUGCAUUCUCAUGUUCUUGAAAGGAAAACAAGUUAAUUAUUUGUUAUUAACAGCUUAUAACACAUUGAUAUUGUUAACAGUUAAUAACAAAAGCUAUUCAAAUACUAUGUACAUUAUGUUGUUAUGGGAUGUUAUGAGUAGCAGAAAACGCUCACACACAAAAAGCUGCGCAAUCUAGAUUAUAGUGCUGCUGCUUUAGGUCAUUCUUUGUCACACAAAGAUUUGUCUGUUGGUCUUCCAAAUACAGUAUGCUUUGCUUUUCACUUGAACCCACCCUGCUAAUGUCAGAGAAAGAGAGAGAGAGGGAGUGAAAUAGCUGUCCAGUGCCUUUUUGAAUCAGUGUGUCUGCUAUAGAGGGAAUCACGAGAGCUUAUAAUAACUGUGUCUCCUCAAAAGUGCUUGGUGCCAUUCAAGUUAUUUUCUGUUAUGUAUUAAAAUUGGUCUGAACAAAGACAGGAGUUAAAGGAAACUGGCAACAUUUUUGGCCAUAAUUCACAAUCAUCUUUCUAUGCAGAUUGUUAGAGGAUGAACACGCUGAAAGUGCAAGUCUUGAUCGGGUGGUUAAUGUAUGUUUGAGCAAAGAUCUCUCUCUCGCUCUCCCUCUCUACAUGCUUCAUUGAGAGGUCAUUCUGAUUUUUCUUGCCUGUAUAUAUAUGAUACCUGUAGCCCACCUGUCUCUCCUGCCCCUUCUGUAUGACCAUGUUGUGCUCCUGUAACAUUACCACCAUGUGUGGAUAUCAAUAACAAAGUGCUCAUGUGGACACUGAUCUAAUGCCUCUUGUCUUUUUUCUCAUCUCUGUUUUUAAUAAGUGUUAUCUAAAUGAGAAACCUUUUACUGAUUAUAGUGUUUACUGAUUUUACCUAAUGAUAACUUUUUUCAAGAUCUAGUAAUAUUAUUGUCGUUUAACCUGCAAUAAAAUUACACUGACAUUUCAUAAA